This is a messenger RNA of Oncorhynchus mykiss (rainbow trout), 2534 nucleotides long. NCBI's taxonomy places the organism in Eukaryota, Metazoa, Chordata, Actinopteri, Salmoniformes, Salmonidae. The record is from RefSeq and is a predicted model, not a curated record.
UUUCUUUAUUUCAUUCUCUGCCGGUUCGGGAGAGGUUUCUUCAGAGGGGUUUGACAUAUACGUGCUGUUAUCAGAUUGAUGGGCCGGUUUGAUUGAAGUGGCUUUGUCAUGCAAAUGUCAGCCGCGUGAUCGAUGAUCGCGGUGCGCUGACAAACUUCUGGAGGUCCCCAUCACCAUUGGCGCCGUGACGGCUCACGUGACCAGCAGCUGAGGUUAAAAAAAAAUAAAAAAAAGUGUUAUAGGGAAUCCCAGGGUGACUUCUCCGUGAGGUGAGAGCUUCUUUUUUUAUCUUCCACAUGACAUACCGAGAGGUUGCAGGGUAGGAGGAAUCCCCCGAAACGCAGGUUGAUCCUCCGUCAUCAAUUUGCGCAUGGAGAAUUCCAGAAUGAACUCUUUCUUAGAGUACUCAAUUUGUAGCCGUGGACCGAACGCCUACUCACCCAAGUCCGGAUACCACCACUUGGACCAAGGCUUCCCGGCACCUUUUCACUCGGGCUCCGGCACAACAAGUGAUAACGGCGAUGGACGGCUUUACGUGGCGGGCAGCGCCCAGGCAGUGGUGGCCCAACAUCAGCACCAGAGCAGUAGCUACGCGCAUCAUCAUCAGCCCCAGUCGCAUCAUGCCAACAUGGUCCUUCCAUAUGGCAGUACAGGGACUGCGGGAUAUGGGACGGAGGCGUGCGCAAACCCGGACUAUGGACACCCACAAUACUUUAUCAACGAGCAGGACGGGAUGUACUAUCAAUCAACGGGCCUUUCCGCCUCCAAUGUAGGCCCCAACUACGGCUCCCUGGCCGGGGCAUACUGCGGGGCGCAGGGGGCUGUCCCAGCGGCACAGUACCAGCACCACGGCUGCGAGGGCCAGGACCACCAGCGGGGUUAUUUGCAGAGCACCUAUGUUGACAUUUCGGCCUCUCAGGAGAGGGAGAAGGACGCAGAGCAAACACCACAAGGAAAGACUUUCGACUGGAUGAAAGUCAAGAGGAACCCCCCUAAAACAGCUAAAGUGGCUGACUAUGGAAUGGGACCCCAGAACACCAUCCGCACCAACUUUACAACCAAGCAGCUGACCGAGCUCGAAAAGGAAUUCCACUUCAGCAAGUACUUGACGCGGGCCAGGCGCGUGGAAAUCGCCGCCACCCUCGAGCUCAACGAAACGCAGGUGAAAAUCUGGUUCCAGAACCGCAGGAUGAAACAGAAGAAGCGCGAGAAAGAGGGCCUGGCCUCAGCCUCGAGCACGGGUUCCUCCAAGGACCUGGAAGACAACUCGGACCAUUCCAGCUCCAUAUCUCCUGGCGCGUCUCCCAGUUCCGAGACCUAAUGGACCAAAUAAACUGCAACUUGCAGACACUGAACUUCAAAGUGAUGAACUCGAAUGGGAAGAACAAGUGAACUGAUUGAUAAUAAGUCAAAACAUUCCUAUCCAUGCUUGAAUAGACUAUUCCACCCGUUAUGCAACACGUCUGUAAGAGGAGUUUGUUUUGUAUAGGAUUUAAACUCAAAUAAUAACUUUGAAACGCACACUUCGAGGGAGAAAAAACGAGGUGACAAAGGCACAACUGUGGAUGAUGUGCGCAACAUCUUUCUCGACUAGACGUUUCUUUCCACCCCACAAAAUCUGUUUGGAUGUACAGGGUCGUAAAUCUUCAUACCCACGACUAUUGGAGUGAUGCACUUUUGCAUGUUUACAAAUCUCAAAGCGAGCCUUAUAAUACUGUUUAUACAGGGAGCCUCUUGGCAAAACAUAGUAUUGUUGAAUUUAUUUCUAUUUUGUAGUGUUUUUAAAAAAUGUAUUUCUUCUUAUUUGUAUAGAGGUUUUGACAUGAAACGACUUUACCGUCAGUAAGUUAGGUAGAAAGGGUUCAUGUGUUACUGACUCUUUGCACUAUAGAAUUAUUACUUUACACGGGAAGUUGUGUGUGUGAUUUGGCGAUGUUCUUUAAUUGAAAUAUACAGUGAAAUUACUAAUUUAAACACGAGCGGGUGGAUUACCGAAUGCUAUUCACUCUAGUAAUGUCAACACAUGUCUGUAUAGCCAAUUGUUAUUGUCUAAAUAGCAGACGUGAACUAAACCUAUACAGGGAAUGGUUCACGCAAGAUGACGUUAUCCAAAAUGACGAAUGAUGAUUAGAGGGAGUAUUUAUAUUAUUAAAUGGCCAGAGGAUAGAAAACGUUUAUCAUGUCAUACAACUAAAAGGAAAGUUUAUUGCAACGUUUAACACCUGCCUGAGUGAAACCAACUCGACAAUUUACUUUUGAAUUGGGCCUUUUUGGAUUAAUAGGCUGUAACUUUUCCAUGAUGGAGUCAAACGUUUUGAUAAUAGGCUCGUGUCUUGCGAAAAACAGGGUAUUCUGAAGUUAGUUUUAUUUUCUACGGUGAGGCCUACAUUUCUAUUUCAAGGCAAUAGGAGUGAAUUGUAUUAUUUGUAUGUGCAGAUCGACUGAGUUGUAUUAGUUAAUGUCUGUUUUACAUGUUUUGGAAAGGAUCUCAAUCAAUGCUGGUUCAUCUCUGUCUACCUCAAAUAAAAAUAAGA